AUGGGUAGAAAUCGGACGAAGAUUUCGCCAAAACUUGUUUACUACAAUACCAUCAGCAGCCCAUUGUCGCCAGCUCGGAGUGGAUUGAUUGCAACUAACGCGACCGGCGCUUUCAGGUCAAAGACUACCCAGCGCGUAUGCCUAGUUGGCUUCAAGAAGCUGAGCGACUUCCAUCGACUUUACGUUUGUUCUUUUCUGCGGAUCGACAUAACGCAUCCUGCAGAAUCAGAAGAGUCCCACUGGUUCUUCGUUCGGUUCUGGAGUGUGUGGAUGAUGGCAGUGCUUGCUUUGUACCUGGGCACAGUUCUCAUGGACGAAACCCUGCGAUCGCUUUCCCCUCGAGGUCAGUUCAAUUUUAUUAUUUUUGCCCUUCUAAUUUACUCGACACACAUGGAAGCGUUCGUCAUAGCGAACCUCAUGCGCGUGUGCCGCAAAAAAUGGGUCGAGAUAAUAGCCGACUGCGAACGCCUCGAAGAGCGAAUGGUAGCGACCUCUAGCAUGGCACAAAGUAUGCGUUCAUCAGCCCAAUUCAUCCUGUAUAUUCAAUGGUUGAUAAUCGCGUUCAAUUUUGGUAUUAACAUUAUCAACGAUUUCGGCAUGGGCAUGUGGAACCACUAUAACAUUAAGAUGACCGUUCAUAUGCAGGCAACGUGCUAUAUUUUUAGCUUUAUCGGUGGGCUGAUGAUACCAAGCAAUGCCACUGUCGCUCGCGUAUGGAUGAUGUAUUUCGGCCGCUUGUUUAGAACCUAUAUUCAACAAAUAGCUAAGUUGCUACGGGAAGUUCUCGAUUCCAAUGAUACCUUAGAAGCAAAAGUGAUUGCUAUAGACGAUCUUCGUGUCCAACUCAACCACGUUCGAGUCAUUGCUGAAAAGCUCUCGAAAGUCCUGGGCGUGGGGAUCUUGUUUGGCUAUGGAUAUACCAUACCGUUAUUAUGCAUCGGGGGAUAUUUUGUUACCAUGCCCAGCAUGCGCUUCAGGGUUCGAGCCUAUUUUGCAGCGUUUGCAUUUGCCCACAUCGUGAGUAUCCUCGUGCCGGUCGUAAUUGUAGCGCAGCUAUCUCGUGGGAUUGCGGAUUUGAAACGAAUGAUUGAGGAGAUGUCAGUGAGGAAUGCCCCACCCUUAUUGCGAACACAUUUAGCUCUCUUGGACAGAGCGGUAUUAACAGAGGAUUUCCGGAUUGAUGCCCGCGGAUUCUUCAAAGCAGAUCUCGAUAUGUUCAUUAACAUCAUGGGCGCUUCCGUCACCUAUACCGUUGUCCUAUCUCAAGCCCACAACCGGAUGUUCGACGAACAAACCAGCGACAUGAGCCUUCUGGAAGUCUAA
Varroa destructor (honeybee mite) is the source of this 1323-nucleotide messenger RNA. RefSeq lists its product as uncharacterized. Lineage: Eukaryota; Metazoa; Arthropoda; Arachnida; Mesostigmata; Varroidae. Gene Ontology annotation, cellular component: membrane. The record is from RefSeq and is a predicted model, not a curated record. Gene Ontology annotation, biological process: sensory perception of taste.